AUGAGUGAUCAGACGAAUUUCGGACGCUUCUCCAUGGGCAAAAAUCCUUUCCUGGGACUGAAGUGCGGUUCUCGGCACGUAAUAGAGGAACUCUGUGAUGCCUAUGAUAUGGCUCAGCCGGAUCCAAUUCUUCGUGCUAAUGAACACGAUGCUCACGCAGCUGCAGGCGUACUAAAGCAGUAUCUCCGUGAGCUACCUGAACCCGUGAUCCCCUAUCGCCAGUAUGACCGACUCAAAGCAACUGGCUACCUUAUUGAGGAUGGACAGGACCUCAAACCCAUCAUUGACCAGCUGGAGUGCCUGCCCGCGCCAAAUUACUGUCUCCUUCAGUUCCUUUGUCAACUGCUGUCUGAGUUCCGGUAUAUUUGUCAGCGAUACCGCAAGAAUGUGUUCUAG
This is a messenger RNA of Hydatigera taeniaeformis, 396 nucleotides long. The record is from the annotation of a GenBank genome assembly. Lineage: Eukaryota; Metazoa; Platyhelminthes; Cestoda; Cyclophyllidea; Taeniidae.